This is a messenger RNA of Gordionus sp. m RMFG-2023, 933 nucleotides long. RefSeq lists its product as uncharacterized. The coding region runs from base 93 to 731 and encodes 212 amino acids. Lineage: Eukaryota; Metazoa; Nematomorpha; Gordioida; Chordodea; Parachordodidae. The record is from RefSeq and is a predicted model, not a curated record. The transcript is spliced from 4 exons.
AUAAAAUGCAUUAAAAGUUUUUUUUCCCCAUUUUUAAUUUUUUAAAUUCUGAAUUAAAAAUAAAAUACCGUAAAUAAAAUAGUGGUGCACUCAUGAAAAUUAAAAAUAUAUUCAACAAUCUUUGGAUCCUAAUCAUUAACAUUACCCCUUUGUGCGCAUCUCUACCAGGUCCAACAGAAACAAGUUUUAAUGAAUUAUUUAGAACGCGUUCGAAAGCGGUGGAUAUGAUUAUGAUAAUCGAAGAUGCCUAUUUGGAUUAUAAUAACUAUUAUUGUGCAACAUAUUUUUUCGAGAUAAUGUUGUCCACUUUUAACUAUACCAAUCCUAUUGGGGGGCAAAGAACCCUUGUAGGCACCAUCGGGUACCAUUCUAAUGCCACUGUCAAAUUGCCGUUGAGAUCUGGGAAUACAUAUGAUAAUGUUAUUUUAAAUGGUAUGCCAGAUAUCACUUUGGACAUGGUUAACAGCGUUUCUUACCUGGACAACGCGUUGGCUAAGGCCAAUCAGAUGCUAUUAAAAUCAGGUCGAAAUAAUACAAGCAAAAUCGUUUUUAUGCUAGUAACAAACCCAACUCAAGGAAAUCCCGUUCCUAUGGCCAAUAAAAUGAAAUCUCAAGGUUAUGAAAUAUUUAUUUAUGCCGCUGGCACCUCAUUAAAUGAAACAUAUAUACAAAGUAUCGCAUCAACACCUCUUAAUACUCAUAUAACAUGGUUUACUGACUUAUGUAUUUAAACCAUAUUACAUAACCAUGAUGUUGUUUGAUAUAAUGAUUAGGUAUUUUUAUGAUUACUAAUAAUAAUUAUGUUAAUUUUUAAUAUAUAAUAUUUGAAUUUUUUUAUAAUAUGUUUUGGAUUUAUAAAAGGGCAGACAUUUUUUAUGUCUAAUUUGUUUUAAAAUAGUUUAUAUAAUAAAAUGAAUUAUUUCUCUAGUUAUA